Molecule: messenger RNA, 2348 nt
Organism: Cotesia glomerata
Lineage: Eukaryota; Metazoa; Arthropoda; Insecta; Hymenoptera; Braconidae
Product: rabphilin-1-like
Exons: 5
Coding region: 190-1515 (441 amino acids)
Biological process (GO): intracellular protein transport
Molecular function (GO): small GTPase binding
Source: RefSeq, a predicted model, not a curated record
AACUAUCAAUACAUUAAAAAAAUUCGUCGAAAAAAAAAUCGUUGAUUUAACUCGAAUUGACCUACAUAUGUGCGUGUUAAUAUUAGGUCAGCCCAAACUGACAUAAAUGGAAAUGUGUUGCAUUUUCAAGAAGCUAUAAGAAAUAAAUUGAUGGUUACGAUAUAAAAGGAAUGAUAAAAUUUUCUGGAAAUGGAUUCUCAAUACAUAUCGAAAAGUUCGAGGAGUCAAAAUCCUAAAUGGGUCUGUCCAAGUGAUCGUCAAUUGGCACUACGAGCAAAAUUGAAAACUGGAUGGUCAGUAAAAAGCUUAACUCUAGACGGUGGAUAUAAUGAUUACGCUUGUCAUUCGUCUUGUCCUUCACUUAAUAAUGGAUCUCAAACCUCAUCAACCGCUUUGACAUCAGAGGAACAAAAACGAAUAAUCGAGGUUAUUAAGCGAGCAGAAGUUUUGGAUUUAUCAGAACAAGAACGAGUUGGCAAACUAGUUGAACGUCUUGAUAAUAUGAAGCGCAAUGUUACAGUUGUUAAUACAACAAGAUCAAGUGAUAAGAGUUGCGGAAACAGAUGCAUACGUAGCAAAAGAUGUGUUUGUUCUUGUGCUCUAUGUGGCGAAAAAUUUACUGUCCUUGGAGGUGGAUCCAUUUUAUGCAAAGAUUGUUGCAAAUACGUUUGCAAAAAAUGUGGAGUUGAGACAACAAUAUCAACAGUAGUAAUUAACAAUAAAUCACGGAUAAAAAACAAGAAAUUUUUUACCGCUUCUUCAAUAUCUGAUAUUUCAAUGAUUGAAACAGAAAAUGAUGAGCCAAUUAAAGUAUCUACUAAAAUUUUUUUAUGUCGUAUUUGUACAGAAACACGAGAAAUGUGGAAAAAAAGUGGUGCUUGGUUCUUCAAAAGCUUGCCCAAAUAUAUUUUACCAGAAAAAAAGAAAACUCAGAGUGAGAUUAAAAGCACGUGUAAAAUUUUAAGUAACUCUACUGAACUGAUCGAACAAGAUUCAUCCUCAGACGAGGAUUCUACUCACAAUUCUACUCAACCAAAUUUAUUCCUUUCACAUAGUUUGUCUUCAAAUCUUCCCGAUUUAUCUCGAAGCCAAAAUUUUGAUACCAAAGUAGAUAUUGAGAUUCAGCGCAAAAGUGCUACAGCUCUUACUGAGAUUGAUAGAAUGAAGAGUAGUAGUCCACAUAAAUUACAAUUUCAUUUGUCGCCUCAUAACCAAUUAAGUGAACCGUCUAUUUCUUCAUCUUCAACUUUACUUUCAUCUCCUGUAUCAUCAGCAUCUCUUUUAUCACUGACAAAAUCAACAAAUCGUUUGUCAAAACAAAAAGAAAAAUCCCUUUCAAGUAGCAAAAAUUCAAUUUUUUAUACAAAUCUUUCAUCUAAUAGCAGUGAAUCAAUUGACAGUGAAUCAUUAUACAAGAAUGAUAUCUCUUCCAAGUCACCUGUAAAUAGUAAAAAAUCAAAAAAAAAAUCUAAUCGCAGAAAAUUUUUUAAUGACAAAAAAGACUUAAGCGAUUAGUCUGUUAUCGAUCUUUUCAGUUAAUUUUCUAGAUAGGAAUAAAAUGAAUCUCCAAGGCAGAGGUAUGUAACUACCCUUACAUGUAUUUUACGUAGGGCAAAGGCUCCAAAUAUUGACCAGUUUAGAUAAAAUGAACAUAAAUACAUUAUUUAUAAAUUUAGUGGAAGAGUUUAUGAGCUGAAACGAGUGUUAUGCUUUUUUUAUGACUUCAACUUACAAUCUAUAAUACUUUUGUGUAUAAAAAACAUAAUAAUAAAAAUUUUAUUAUAAUAAUUAACGUUACUCCGACUAAUGACCAUCAAGCACUAAAUAUUGACCGCCCGUGUUCCAAAUACUAACCAGUAGUAUUAUGCUUAUUAGACUUAUAAAUAACUUUUAUUUUUAAUCUAUAAUAGUUUCAACAUUAGGUAAUAUAUUAACUGACAAGUUAAUUAUUUCAGUAUUGUUGUAAGUUGUUUUGUACUCUGAUACAAUAUUAUUUUCAGUACUUCUAUUGAAAUCAAUUGCCAAAGCCUAAUAUUAAGUACAUUAGAUAAUUUACAACACCAAUUGUUGGCAAGAGUAUUAUUUCAAUAAUUAAGGUAGUUGUCGUGGUUAAGGCAUACCGUCAGAAAAUUCUAAAUUUUUAUCUAUAUAUUAAAGACAUGAUAAUACAAUUACCCUUAUAAUUUGAAGUCGAUUGACCACCUAUAACCCAAGAUUAAUUCAAUUAAAAAUUGGAUAUUCGCAUAUACGCUCUCUGCAGUCUGUACCAGUUUCUUAGUUAUAAAAAAAAAAAAAAAAAAAACUAACUAUCAGAAACUUUCAAAAAACUGAUAGUCUUUUAAUGUAUU